AUGCGGGGUGACACCUCCCCAAACGUCAGCCGAGCCGCAUCGCACCACGCUCGCCCACCCUCCCCGCUCAUGUCGCCCACCACCUCGCCUCGCCUUGAGCGGAUGAGCCGCGCAGACGCCGUGCGCAACAACCGCCGCUCGCCGCGUGGCCACCGCCGGCAGAGCCCACGCUAUGGCCCCCUGAAGGAGGAGGUUGAGGUUGACGUCAACGAGCCCACCUCCCCAACAACAACGCCCCCGCGCUCUCCCACGUUCAGACACGAGACGAGGUCCCCGCACGCGCAGCCAAAGCGCGCGUCCAGGCUUAGCAGCGUGCAGAGCUGCGCCUCGGAGAAGGAUGUGUUUGACUCAUCCGCAGCAUCAAGCUUCUCCGCCACCGCAGGCAGCUCCCGCAAGCCUCGCAUGAGCAAGGGCACGUACGACAACGUCGGGUUUGGGCGGGAGCUCGGCCCAGAGGACGACGACGACAUCGCUGCCAGCGGCACUGAAGACGAAGACGUGCACGCGCGCAAGGCCCCCGAGACGCACACGCGGCAACAGCAGCAGCAGCGCCAGAAGACGAAGAAGACAACACCGAGCGUUCGCUUCUCCGUGGGCAGCGACGAGGGCGAAGACGUGCAACUCAGCCCCAGCGCAUCGGUCCGCAGCCAGGCAACGCCACGCGCACGCAGCGUUUCCCCGAAGGACCUGCAGGCCACGGCUCGGGCGGUCAGCAAGCGCAUCGCUACCAUGAAGGGCGCUAGCGAGGAAGCCUCCCCUAAAGCCGCUGCUGACGCUGAAGAGACUGAUACCACGCACGAGGCAGAGCGCCGCGAAUCAAAGGUGCAGCAGAUGACGGCAGCACUCAACACCGCCCACACGCGCAACAUGACCCGGUCCAUGACAGUGAGCAGCCCCAAGGGCCGCCGGCGCGGUGGGCGGACAAAGGCGCUGCCCGCCGCUGCCAGCAAGCAGCCGCUGGCCAGCGCUGGUUUGCUCAGGUUCAAGCAGCGCUCCCUCGAGGACAUUCGUGGCGGCGCCGAGUACAAUGUCGUUGACGAAGACACGCGCAUCGACAACCUCGACCGUUUCAAGAAGCACCUGGCGGCCAUGGAGGAAACGUCCAUUGUUCCGCUGCAGAAGAAGAACUCUGAUGUGAUGGAGCUGCUGCUUCGUUCUGACCGCUGGGACUUGGACAUCUUCAAACUGGAAUCCGCGACAACGUCGCCUCUCACCUGGCUUGGCCUCAAGCACAUCUGCGACCGCAGACUCAACGACAAGCUGCCCAUCAACAUCGACACGUGUGCACGCUUCUUCCACCGGAUCGAGCGCAUGUACAAGCCACACCCAGUCAACUUUUACCACACAAACACCCAUGGUGCAGACGUGUUGCAUGUCAUGGCGUGCCUCCUCGACUCCGUGUCGUACUUUACACCGACUGAGGCUUUUGCGGCCAUCGUUGCUGCUGGCGUCCACGACGUUGGCCAUCCCGGCUACACCAACUCGUUCCUCAUGAAGACGGGGAAUGAUCUCGCCGUCCUUUACAACGACCGCUCCGUGCUCGAAAACUUCCACGCUGCAACAACAUUUCAACUGAUGAAGGAGCACCCUGAUUGUGACAUUCUUGCCCAUUUCAAGCCGGAGGAGAAGAAGACAAUUCGACGGCUGAUCAUUGACAUGGUGCUGGGAACGGACAUGACGCUGCACAAGAAACACAUUGAGACGUUCAUGUCUUAUUCAUCCAAGAGCGCCAGUCUGAUGGAAGAAUACGAGCACAUGGAAGUCCCUGCUGACAUCCUCAGCAUCGAGACAACACUGAAGGAUCGCUCGUUUGUGCUCGAGUACAUGCUGCAUUGCGCCGACUUGUCCGCGUGCACGAAGCCCUGGAACCUGUGCUACAGGUGGGCGUAUCGUGUACUGAAUGAGUUCUGGCUCGAGGGCGAUGAGGAGAAGCGGCGCAAAUUGCCUGUGGGCGACCUCAACGACCGCGAUGCAGGAUCCGUUCCCGCGGGCCAGUACGGAUUCCUGCGCUUUGUGUGCCACCCCUUGUGGAAGGAGUGGAACGAUUUUGUGUCGCCCGAUGUCAAAGGCAUCUUCAUGACCAACCUCGAGUCCAACAUGGCCUUGUGGGAGGCACGCAAGGAAUACGAGCUGAAUCAGCGUGAUAAGACACAAGCCGCUGGAGAUGGCUCGGGCAGCAGCGGGUCGUCGUCACCCAGUAAGGACGGCCAGCAGCGGCAAUCAGGUGCACCAGACAAGAACAAGGCAGCUGGCGCUGGUAACACCAGCGAUACCAACGGCCGCCAUGGCGGAAAGGACUCGCCCGCAGGGCCUCGCAAGCUGAGUCGCGGGGAACAGGCGGCAGUUGUGACGCAGAGCAAGAACCUGGCCGUGAUCCCUCGCCGUCGCAGCCAGCCCUUGGUGCGCAUGGAUAAGAUGGAUGAGUUCGCCUCGGGGGCCCUUGACCGUCUGCGUACCAUGUCCAGAGACGAUGACGACGAGGAUGAGGAGGAGUCAGCGUCUGAUCAGGAGCAGGUCGCUGGCAAGCACCACGACAGCCGUUUGAAGCAAGCUGAGGACAAAGCCGACGGCGGGACGACAUUGUCGUCAUCCUCCUCAAACACAAAGCACCACCAGAGCGCCGUUGAUGCACACGCGCAUGCGCAGCUGUCGGAUUCGUCCUCGUCCACCUCGUCAACGCCGCGCGGCAGUGUCCCGGACGGAGCUCCGAGGUCCAGUGGUGGCGCCGCAAAGGGGCGGCGACGCGGCCGGCGACCCCAACGACAGCGCGAAGACAGCCAAGCAGGCCAGGCUGCCGUGGGCCAGCGACCAAAAUACGCUGUUGAGCUGGAAAUGGAGGACGGUGUAGCUGUGUACACGACGGAGGUCUAG
Molecule: messenger RNA, 2871 nt
Organism: Salpingoeca rosetta
Lineage: Eukaryota; Choanoflagellata; Craspedida; Salpingoecidae
Exons: 13
Coding region: 1-2871 (956 amino acids)
Biological process (GO): signal transduction
Molecular function (GO): 3',5'-cyclic-nucleotide phosphodiesterase activity
Source: RefSeq, a predicted model, not a curated record